AUGCCGUUUCUUCGCAGACGCGGUGUCAUGGCCAGCGAGUCUGAUAUGCGCCGACACACAUUGUUCCCUGCCGCUCAUUCAACCUCGAAACAGGCUCCCAGGGCCGAUCCCGUCCUCGCCGAAGACGACCCACGAGCAGACUCUCUCGACGAAGCUCCCGCUCCUCAGGUCCCCGCGCCUCCCGUCACACCUCCCAAUGACAGCCCAUCCUCUAGCCAUGUCGCCAUGUCUAUGGACGACCCCAUCAGCCGGCCCGAGUCGCCGCCAAUACAGGAGGAAACACCCAAACAUCGCCGCUUCUCCAUGCUGAGGUUUCGCAACGCAUCGGAUUCGCAAUUAGCUACCAGGGCCAAGCAGCUGGCUCAAGCUGAAAAGCCUCCGCCACUUCCCCAGCGUAUGUUCCCUGUCCUAUGGCACAACCUGUAUAUUCCGCUAACGAUUCUGACCCUCUCCCUAGCUCCCGAGAUCAUUACCACGGCCCCAACCUUGGACUUCAUGCCUCAGAAGAAGCAGUCCUUCCUUAAACUAUCCACGCGAAUGCGAAAGUCUGGCGAGUUACCCAGGGACGAGAGCGAGGGGUACAGCAGCCUGAGGCUGUCGAAGAAGGAUAGGAGGAGGACAUUGGCAAACCAGCCCGGUUUGUUCAAUGGGAAGCAGUCAGUCUCGUUCGAGGAGCCCGAUCGUGGUGAGCAUGGCGAAGGAAGUGUUCCAACCUUGGCCGUACCGAAUCAUCGACUGUCUGAGUCUUCCCGGUCAGAGGCAAGUUGGGGCGACCAUAGCACGCACAGCGGUCUGACCUCAGCUGCAUCAUCCUUCUUUCGACUCCCGCGACGGAAACAGAAGCACGAGCCGUUGUUCCCGAUAUCUCAUUUGCAAAAGGAGAAGAGCAUAGCAUCCGCAGACCCUGCUGCUUCCACCCCAUCUCUGGCCCCUGAAAGCCCACACUCGGUUAGGGCCAGUACGUCAUCCAGGAUAUCGGGCUUCGGAAACCAUGAAACGCCAACUCAGGCACGCCCAUCUACAGGCAAGGAUCGACCGCACCCGUCGCCCGCUCGAGCACUCUUCCAAAAGUCCAAUGCCUCACCAGCUACAGCCUUGUUCCGACCAAGCUCGAGAAACUCGGGCACAUCUUCCCCGACACGAGCACCCCCUCAUCUCCGAGGGAGGUCGUCGACAAUGAGCUCGCUCGGACGUGAGUCCCUCGACGACCGCUUGGCUCCCCCCACCACUCGCACAUCCUCCUCGACUGGCAGGAAGAGCUUUGGUGAUUUACUAGGUUUGAGCAGGUUGAGACAAAACUCGGAUCUGGGCUCGGGUCGGCAUGGAUCCUUGACGCCAGCCACGCCGGGAUCAAACACUUCCAAGAACAAUUCAUUGCAGCUCCCCAGGGAUUCGGUCGUACUCCCCGAGCGCAGGGACGACGACACUCCUGCCAAGUAUCUAGCUCGGCUUGAGGAAGUCAUCAGCAGAAGUCUGAUAGCCAGUGUUCUGUCAAAAGCAACUGAUACCUUCUCCCAGUCGGUACUUCGAAGCUACAUGAGGACAUUCAGUUUCUUCGGAGACCCUAUGGAUAUGGCAAUCCGGAAGCUUCUCAUGGAAGCGGAACUACCCAAAGAAACCCAGCAGAUUGACCGUUGUCUACAGUCUUUUGCAAACCGUUACCACGAAUGCAACCCUGGCAUCUACUCAUCGCCAGACCAAGCGUAUUUCAUUGCAUUUUCCCUCCUCAUCCUGCACACCGAUGUUUUCAACAAGAACAACAAGUACAAGAUGCAAAAGGCGGACUAUCUCAAGAACACCCGUGGCGAAGGAAUAUUUGAUGAGAUCCUUGAGGUCUUCUAUGACAAUAUCACUUAUACCCCAUUCAUCCACGUCGAGGACGAUAUCGACAUCACUGGUGAACGGUCUGGGGCGAACAAGUCCAAAAAGAAGUCGAUCUUUCAGAACGGCACACCCGACGUCAAGAAGGCCGCGAAGGAACCAAUAGAUCCUUACACAUUGAUUAUCGACAACAAGCUCGAUAUUCUGCGGCCCAACCUCAAGGAGGUCAUGUAUCUCGACGACCCUUACGGCUAUCUAGGCACGGCCAAAAGCUUGAACCUCAAGGAACUGCAAAAGACUUUCUUCAGAACUGGUGUUCUCCAGAUCGUCUCGGCCCGGUCUCGACCAGACGCCUUCAUGACAGAAAAAACAGUGACCAACCCAGAGGAAGCACAUCCUGGCAUAGUUGACAUCAAAGUCACAAAGGUCGGCCUUCUCUGGCGGAAGGAUGCUAAGAAGAAGAAGACCAGGUCGCCCUGGCAAGAAUGGGGCGCGGUUCUCACUGGAGCGCAGCUCUACUUCUUCCGCAACACGGCCUGGAUCAAGAAUCUCAUGCACCAGUACGAUCAACACAUCAAGCAUGAAAACGAUGGAGUUCCUGUCAUAUUCAAGCCGCCGCUGGACAACUUCAAGCCAGAUGCGCUCAUGUCGACAGAUGGCGCAGUUGCUCUGAUGGAUUCAACGUACAAGAAGCACAAAAACGCCUUUUUGUAUGUCAGGCAUGGCGGCUUCGAGGAGGUGUUGCUCGCAGACAAUGAGGAGGAGAUGAACGACUGGCUUGCCAAGCUCAAUUAUGCUGCUGCCUUCAGGACGUCCGGCGUCCGGAUGCGAGGUGUAGUUGGCGGCAACUACGAAGGCCAAAACCGUAGGGCUUUGAGACGACUCGAUGCCGACGCUAACACCCAGUCGGUCCAGACACCGACGGGCGAAGUCACCAUCACAAGAAGUCGGAUUGAUCAAAAGAUGGCUCAGGACAUCCUGACAGCUCGCCGAGAUGCCAUGGUGCAGAAAGUCACCGAGGCAAAUGAGAAACUGGUUCAAGAGGAGAAGAAAUUGGAAGAACAGCUUAGGAAUGCACGACACCUGCAGAUCCUCGCACCAGUUCAGCCCAAGACCCGGGAGCAGAUGCUACUCUCAGCCGCUCGUAUGGCGACGCAGUUGAAGUGGACCCGGAUGGAGAGCUGGAAGAUCAAGUGCCACCGAGAUAUCCUGAUCUUGGAUCUGGAGGAGGAACAGCAGCUGAUGGGUCUACCGCCGCUGAAUAUCCUCGGCAGUACGUCGCCGGAGAAGGCGCCAGCCAUGCCGCGGGAUGAUUCAAAGACCAGCACCAUCGAGCAACCAGCCGCCCAGUCUCCCCCAAGCACCGCUCUGCAGCGCACUUCCACGGCUGGGGCCCAGUCGGAGAACGACUCUCCGCUCUCGGAUGUGUUCCAGACGCCACCUACAAGUGCGACUGCGCAGGCUUUUCACCGCCACAAGCCAUCCUGGGAGUCGACUUCGAUGGGAUUGCCUCAGGAGAGCAUCAGAAAGUCCUCAGUCUCGAGUGUUGUUUCCUCUGCCGGGCGAUCGAUUACUGCCACACCCCCGCGCAAGAUUGCAAGUGCCGGAUCAGCGUCGGACAAAGCUCGCCUUGAGAAGCAGAGAGCGGAUGAUGAAGAGGACGCAGAUGAGCGUGAUUUCCUGGCGCAGGCAGGACUUCUUGAAGCAUCGCCGUCUCGGAGGAGAGUCAAGAAGAUGUCGUCAUCGAUCAUUGAAGAUGGCGACGCGCCCGAAUCCCAUGCAAGUGGUGGAUCAGCAGAGAAGCUUGAUCGCAGCAAGAUCCGCCGUAGCCUUCAGCGUACGCUGCGGGAGGGUGCCGGCCAUCUGUCCCACCAUAGAAGUCGCAGGAACCGAGACAGCGCCACAGCUGGUGCUUCUGAGGAAUCUGCCCCCGAGACCAGCAUGCUCACUCGCGGUUCUGGCUCGUUCGUCGUCCACGGCAAGAAGGCAUCCGUUAUCAACUUUGGUGGCGAUCUACAUGGAGGCCUGUCCCCGGACGAGCGCCUGAGGCAGCGAAAGUCUCAACAGGGAGUUCCGCAAGCGCAAGAUGCAACUGCCACUACAGCCACUGCGGCUUCGACAUCACCAGCCCUGACAGAGAGCAGCACGAUGGGCGACUUCCACGCAGCCCUGAAGUCUCAUCGGGACCGCCCACGGCGCGAGUCCGCAGCGAGCGCCAGCACAGCCACGGCGCGCAGCUUCCAGGAGCUACAUAGGAAGUACUCGUCGGCGCAACAGGCGGCCAAGGCCGGCAGCUCGAGCGGGGGCCUCGUGGUGCCGUCAGACGACGAUAGCGACGCCGCCAUCAGCUUUUCCGACGGGCGGAGGACGCCGCUGCCGCCGAUCGAGCCCGCCGAGGAGGGGGAACUGCGGCUGCCGACCAUCAUUGCCGAGAGACGGCUGGACGACAAUGACGACGAAGACACAAAUGAUGACGACGACGACGAUGACGAUAACAGCAGCGACGACGACAGCGACGACGACUUCCGUAGCCCGCUCGCCAGCGCGGGCCUGCGGGCCCAAUUCUUCACGCCGGAACCGCCCGCGACGCCGGAGCCUGUCACGGCGAAGAAGGUCCGGGACGGCGACAGCGAUAGCGAUGACGGCGGCGCGGACGAAGACGACCCGCGAGCUGAUGGUGCCGGCCGAGAAAGAGGGAAGCAGCUGGCCAACCCGCCGCCGCAGCUUGCUGUCAGCUGA
Molecule: messenger RNA, 4560 nt
Organism: Thyridium curvatum
Lineage: Eukaryota; Fungi; Ascomycota; Sordariomycetes; Thyridiales; Thyridiaceae
Exons: 1
Coding region: 1-4560 (1519 amino acids)
Biological process (GO): regulation of ARF protein signal transduction
Molecular function (GO): guanyl-nucleotide exchange factor activity
Source: RefSeq, a predicted model, not a curated record